AUGCCACCUAAUCUUGUUAAUGAAAAUCCUCCAUCAAAUAAAACAUGGACUGAAAAGAGUGUUCAAGAUAAUACUGGAAUACAUAAUUUUCAAUCACAUGUAUUUGAAAAUAAAAGAAUUUAUAAUAAUGUACUUGAUGCAAUUGGUAAUAUACCAUUGAUAAAAUUAAAUAAAAUUCCUAAAGAAUAUGGUAUUGAGUGUAAUGUUUAUGUAAAACCAGAAUAUUUAAAUGCUGGAGGAUCAAUAAAAGAUCGUAUUGCUAUAAAAAUGAUAGAUUUAGCUGAAGAAGAAGGUAUUCUAAAACCAGGAAUGACAUUAAUUGAACCAACAUCAGGUAAUACAGGAAUUGGACUUGCUUUAGCAGCAACUAUUAAAGGAUACAAAUGUAUAAUUUGUAUGCCACAAAAAAUGUCAAAAGAAAAAGAAGUUAUAAUUAAAGCUCUUGGUGCAACAAUGAUUCGUACACCAACAGAGGUACCUAAAGAUUCACCAGAAUCAUAUGUUUCUGUUGCUGCUAGACUUGGAAAAGAAAUUAAAGGUGGUGCUUUUCUUAAUCAAUAUAAUAAUGCCGGAAAUCCAAUGGCACAUUAUGAAACAACAGCUACUGAAAUUAUAGAUUCAUUAAAUGGUAAUGUUGAUAUGGUUGUAGCUGGUGUUGGUACAGGAGGAACUAUAUCAGGAUUAGCUAAAAAAAUAAAAAAAGAUGUACCUAAAGCAAUAAUUGUUGGUGUUGAUCCUGAAGGUUCAUUAAUAUCAGAUCCAAAUGGUAAAGUACAUGGUUAUUUAAUUGAAGGUAUUGGACAUGAUUAUAUUCCAAAUGUAUGUGAUGUUAGUGUUGUUGAUGAAUGGGUAAAAACAAAUGAUAAAAAUUCAUUUAUAAUGGCUCGUGAUUUAAUUAAAAAAGAAGGAAUUUUAUGUGGUGGAUCAUCAGGUGCUAAUGUUUGGGGAGCUCUUCAAGCUGCUAAAAAAUUAAAAAAAGGGCAAAAUUGUGUUGUAAUACUACCAGAUGGAAUUCGUAAUUAUUAUACAAGAUUUUGUGAUGAUAAUUGGUUGAUUAAAAAUCACUUAAUAGAUAAAAUUGAUACUAUUCCAAUAAUUUCAAUUGAUAAUAAUUUAUUUGAAAAUAAUAUACAAUACGAUCCAACAAAAAAACCAUCUGAAAAAUGGAAAUAUCCCUUAUCUGAACCAUCUUUUAAUCCAAUAAAAAGUAAAGUUAUGAAUUCUAUUCUUGAGGCAAUUGGUCAUACUCCAUUAAUAAGGCUUAAUAAACUUCCAAAAGAAUUGGGUAUUGAAGCAGAAGUACUUGUAAAAUGUGAAUAUUUUAAUGCUUCAGGUUCAAUUAAGGAUCGUGUUGCCCUUCGUAUGAUAGAAGCAGCCGAAGAAAAUGGAUCUCUUAAAGCAGGAAUGACAAUUAUUGAACCAACAACUGAUAGUUUAGGAAUUGGAUUAGCAUUUGUUUCUGCUGUUAAAGGAUAUCAUUGUAUUAUUGUUACAACAAAUAAUAUUUCAAAAGAAAAAGAAAUUAUUUUAAAAACAUUAGGUGCUGAGGUUAUAAAAACAUCUAUUGAAAAUGAGAUAACAUCAACUAAAUCAUAUAUUGACAUGGCAAUUAAGUUACAUAAAAAAAUACCAAAUUCAAUUAUUCUUGAUCAAUAUACAAAUUUUGCCAAUACUCAGGCUCAUUAUUCAUUGACAGCAGAAGAAAUUUUAUAUAGUUGUCAAAAUAAAAUUGAUAUGGUUGUAGUUGGAGCCUGUACUGGUGGUUCUAUAACAGGAAUUGGUAAAAAAAUAAAAGAAAAAAUACCUUAUUGUCAAAUUGUUGGUACAGAUUUGGAAGGAUCCGUAUUUUCUGAUUCAAAAAAUAAAGAAACUUUUAGUACUGAAAUUGAAGAUAUUGGUUGUAAUUUUAUUCCAGCUAUUUUUGAUCAAAAUGUUGUAGAUAUUUGGAUGAAAGUAAAUGAUAAAAAUUCAUUUGAAACAGCAAAUAAAUUAAUACGUAAAGAAGGAUUAUUGUGUGGUGGAGCUUCAGGUGCUUGUACAUGGGCUGGUUUGGAAUGUGCUAAAAAAUUAAAAAAAGGUCAAAGAAUUGUUAUCAUUUUACCUGACUCUGUUAAUAAUUAUAUUUCAAAAUUUGUUGAUCCUGAAUGGAUGAAAAAAAGAAAUUAUGAAACAUGUGAAUAA
Molecule: messenger RNA, 2181 nt
Organism: Strongyloides ratti
Lineage: Eukaryota; Metazoa; Nematoda; Chromadorea; Rhabditida; Strongyloididae
Product: Cystathionine beta-synthase
Exons: 2
Coding region: 1-2181 (726 amino acids)
Cellular component (GO): cytoplasm
Molecular function (GO): cysteine synthase activity; cystathionine beta-synthase activity
Source: RefSeq, a predicted model, not a curated record